Aspergillus pseudonomiae is the source of this 1264-nucleotide messenger RNA. RefSeq lists its product as uncharacterized. The transcript has a single exon. Lineage: Eukaryota; Fungi; Ascomycota; Eurotiomycetes; Eurotiales; Aspergillaceae. The coding region runs from base 35 to 277 and encodes 80 amino acids. The record is from RefSeq and is a predicted model, not a curated record.
CUCUUCGCUUCGUGUUUGCUUCCCCACUGCACGAAUGCAACGCUGCCGGUGGAGAGCGCGCAAAUUCCUUUGCUUGGCACAACUAAUAAAAUCCUCCAUGCACCUUCUCGACGCGGCCAUGAUAGACAUGGGUCGUUCAGACAAAGAACAGCCUGGCGCUGGUCGGUGUGUCCUGCAUAGCGCCAAUUCACGUUGGCGUAGAUCUAUCAUCUCCGGCGGAAUAGCAUCCAUGCCAUAUAGGGUACCCACGCAGAACCUCUGCCAUGACACUGGCUGACCCGCGAUCGUCGGGCGGAAUUAAACACCGAUCGGAGCGCCUUUCAGGGCUUAUUUCUCCACUCUGGAGUUUGGUCCCCGUCCAGUUUUCGUGGAGAAAAUCAAGGUGCAUAGUCGGAUACUAAGCGAUUGUCAACAUGUGAGCGGUUUGUGCCACGAAGAUGACCCCCAAAUAUCCAAUUGGUCGGUGCCAGCGAUAGGAAUCUGCAGAGACUGAAACCCGAAACAUCUCUCAGAUAGGAGUCCUCUUCAUCUAAUGCAACAGUAGAUGGAAUACGGAGUAGAGAAUGCUGUUUUGAGCCUUGCUAAAGGGACCACGAGAUAGUUGGCCGUCGGUUCGGUUCAGAACUUCCCGCAUAUAUCUGAUAUUUGCUGGCGAUUGCGUAAACCGUGAGAUGUGUUCAAUAUGCUUACCCUCCGGGAGCCCUAUAUUGGUCGAUCCGAUCCUACACCGAGGUCUCCAAACCUGACGUAUAUUAUCGGGGAUCUUGAUCUGUGUCCACCUGCUAAUUAUAAGGCAAGACGGGCAUAAAGACUCGGACUAGCGGUUACACGUAGUUGCAUGCCUUGCAAUGCUACCUGAGUCUAAGACCGCUCUUUCGUAUCUCUGUGACAGCAUCGAUAGCCUGCAUUAUCAUGUCUCACCAGCAAGUGUCCUGAAAGUUUACGUGACAUAAUGAGAUGAGGUGUUCUAUUUCGCGAUUGCCUCAUUGGCACACAAUGGGACGUUAUCUGCCAAGCAAAUCAACUUUGAUUUCGCUUAUCGCCAUCAAGCUUCUUCGUUGUUUCACAGCUUAUACUCACUUUGUGAUCUGGAAGGGAUACGAUAACUACAUGGCCUGAAUAGCCUUAUAGAUCGCCAAUCGUGUGUAAGAAGUGACAAACUUUUGUUAUAAGAACUUCUGGGGAAAUCUAGCGAGCGAUUGAGACUGUGUGCAGCCUGGAAACCAUGCUUGGGACCCUAAUAGAUUUUUUUUUUUUUCUCUUA